CUUGUCACCCAGACACGAUGCUGGGAUGACAGCUCCAUCAUAUUACUGGACUUUGUUUAUUGAAACACUCUGCUAAUGACCAGCAUGACGACUCCGUGACUUUACUGGACUUGGUUGUAUUGAAACACUCUGGACUCUCAGGAACGAUUUGACUUUUCUUCAAGAAGGUUAUAUGUCCUCCGUUGCCUAAUUCAGGCAUUACAUGAUAGAAAUAGGUUGUAAAUAAACUUUCUAAACCUGAAACGGUUUCACCAUCAAAAGCUGAACAAUGUCUGUUUUUCCCCCGGACAGCGAGCAAAGCAGUAACGUCAUGUCUUCCAUCAGUGUGUCGACCACCAACAUGCAGUCCGGCCUCUCUUCUCUAACAUCCUUCCAUAAACUCAAUCCAACUUUCAUAUACUCCACAAUCCUUAUAACGGUGAUUGUCGGGGGGAUGCGCACGACACGGAGAGGCCUUCUGCAAUUCCUCAAGAUCUACGCCAGUGACUUCUGGUGCCAAAUGAGAAAACUCUCCCCACAUUUGCUGGUCAUGUACGGUAUUAAUAAGAGCGUUCCAGCCAGUGUGCAACAGAUAGUGGGGAAGAAGGUCCGAUACGUGCAUAAAUCCGUCUUAAAGAGACUGAAAUUAUGGGUUAAAAAAAAUCCGAAAGCUAAGCACAGUCUUCGCCACCAUCAAAGAAAAGUCAACAAGACGGUCACGUUAUACCGAAAGAUGCCUUUAAAAGCAAUAUCCAGACUGUGGGGGCGCUUCAACGACCUUCACCUUCCUGUCUUCCUGCGUCAUCCGCUCCUCAGUAUUUAUGUCUGGAUGUUUGGAUGUAAUCUGUCUGAGGCCGAGAUUGAAGAUUUGAAGCACUACCGAAACCUUGGAGAGUUUUUCCGUCGACAACUGAAAUCCCACGUCCGACCUAUUGAUGAUGCUCAUUCCCUGACAAGCCCGGCUGAUGGCAAGAUCCUGCACCAUGGCCAGGUGAAGAACGGGGUGGUGGAACAAGUCAAGGGGGUCACAUACUCACUCCGGGGUUUCCUGGGGCCAGCCUGGCAGCGAACUCGACAUGGCGAGGACAUCAACCACCUGUCUGACAAGGAGUACCAGGAACGGCUGGGGGUGAAACCAGGGCACCGGCUGUACCACACCAUCAUCUAUCUGGCGCCCGGCGACUACCACCGCUUCCACUCCCCCACCCAGUGGAGCAUACAACAUCGCCGACACUUCCCUGGUGAGUUGCUCAGUGUCAGCCCCGGGGUGGCGCGCUGGGUGCAGGGGCUCUUCAACUUCAACGAGCGAGUCGUUUACUCCGGCACCUGGGAGCAUGGAUUCUUCUCCAUGACGGCCGUCGGCGCCACCAACGUUGGUUCCAUCAAGAUCUACUGUGACGAGGAAUUGACGACUAACAAUUCACGGAAGCAGCCGCACGGUACCUACUUCGACAAAUCGUUCUCCAAUCCAAUCUCUUUCAACAAGGGUGAGAUGUUUGGGGAGUUCAACCUUGGCUCAACCAUUGUGCUAAUCUUCGAGGCACCGAACGACUUUGACUUUAAGAUUGAAAACAGUAAAAAAAUCAAGUUUGGUGAAGCCGUCGGGACGUGCAGUCCUGAAGAAGCUGAUGCUGGGAAACAGACAUAAGGAACACCUCUUGCUCAAUAUGCUGCAAAUGUCGACAUUAAAUGAGUGUCUGUGGCCUUCCUGACAUUGCCCCUGUUACAAGGCAUGUGGUAAAUAGCUAUGAUGUAUGUCUCCUGCCAGGAAAUAAGGAGUUAUCUCCCUUCCAACAGUAUUUCUUCAAGCUCCUUCCCAGCGUGUGAUACCUUCGUUACCUUCUUGGUAACAUCGCUACACGAGUGUGCAAGCGGCCGUUACAAGAGUCUUGAAAAUGUUCCCCCUAAUGUAGUGAUAUUUUUGUGUGUAUGUCUUUGGGAAUGCCAUUAUGGUGAAUUGGAAUAAUUUACAUCUUACUAUUUCCCGGAUGAAUUUACAUUUGUUUGUUUAAUGGAAUGGUUAGAAAUUGCAGACAAACAGAAAACACCCUGUUUCACCUUACAUUUUCACUGUACUAAUUACAUGUUAGUUGAAAUGAAAUUCCAAAUUGACAAACAAAUGAAGAGGUUUAGCUGAGGGAAGAGCAUUCAGCGACAGUAAACACUAGUUUGUGAACAUAACGAUCAGUUAGAUUGUUGCAAGUUCAACUCCAUGCAUGGUUGCCAAGUGCCUAGCACAGUUGGGAGCUGUGACUGCUGGCUGCGAUAGUGUAGAGAGCUCCGCAACAGGGCUAUCGCUGUGAGGAGUCUGGUGGCAGCAAUGGUAUAGAGAGCUCGGGUUCCGUCUUAGCGCAAACGGGUAUACCUAAAACAAUUGUCAACUUGUUGCGUAAUGGUUCACAUUCAUCGAUAGGGGGACGAGUCUUCUUGCAGGUUACGGAAAGGGGCGAGUGGUGACGAAUGGGCAGCAAUGGUAUAGAGAGCUCCGUGACAGGGCUAUUGCUGAGAGGAGCUUGAGUAUUUCUUAUGUCAAAAUAUGAUGACCCAUGUAGAAUAGUUUCAUACAGCUGACCUGAAGGUAUCUUUACCACAAAUGAUCAAUCAAAGAUUAAGGGCUCUAUAUAUUUCCCAUAGUCAAAUGACCAGGGCUUCUAAAUAAGGAUAAUUAAGUGCUAGCUAUAGGUGUUGUGUUUUGGAAGAGUGGCACUAGCGUAAUCCUCAAAAUACUUCGGGGCUGACUAUUUCAGGCGGGGCCUGCAAUUUAUUUUAGAAAAAAUAAUUUGUUGGAUAAAAUAGUUUGUCCAUAGGUUUUACCCCCAACUUGUAAAUUGGUCACUGGACACUCAGGAUGUGUAAACAAUGUGUUCUGAAAAAAAGAAAUGCAAUUGUGUGUUUUGAAACAGUAACAGAACAAGUAUCCUGCCUCUUACAUAAAGGGUUAGCCCUCCCCCAGAAUAUAAAGUGGUGGUUCCAAAAGUGUCUACAGGUGGUUCAACAUUGUCAGUACACAGUGAUUUGUUCAAGGACGAUAAAUGUGAGGGCCAUGGUAGCCUAGAGGUCUAACACCGGAAUUUGGUGUUCAGAGUUGUCUCCCUUAGUCAUUUGAGGAUUCUCUGGUUGUGGGUUUGAAUCCCUGAUUCACCCUUAAUAUGUUGCUUGGUGCAUCAGAAUCCUACCCAUGCUUCCAAGAGUCUCAAUAUUUGUGGACAUGCACGACGUGCACUACUCCUUAGCCAUUUCAGGAUCUGCUAGACACUGGAUUGAAUCUGAUUCACCCUCAAUAAGAUCCUAGGUGCGUCAGAAUCCUACCCAUGCUUCCGAGAGUCUCAAUAUUUGUAAACAUGCACGACGUGCACUACUCCUUAGCCAUUUCAGGAUCUGCUGGACACUGGAUUGAAUCUGAUUCACCCUCAAUAUGAUCCUAGGUGCGUCAGAAUCCUUCCCAUGCUUCCGAGAGUCUCAAUAUUUGUGGACAUGCACGACGUGCACUACUCCUUAGCCAUUUCAGGAUCUGCUGGACACGGGAUUGAAUCUGAUUCACCCUCAAUAUGAUCCUAGGUGCGUCAGAAUCCUUCCCAUGCUUCCGAGAGUCUCAAUAUUUGUAAACAUGCAUGACUUGCACUGCUCAGAGCUUUCACCCCCAGUUGCCGUGAUAUAACUGAAAUACUGGAGUGAGACCACUCACUCGCUGCAGAUUGAAAUUGUGUUUCUUUCAUUCUUCACCAGUAUCUAUGCUGCUAAAUCACUAUAGUUUCACAUAGUUUCAUUUCCGAAAUAUGUUUUGCUUGUUCAGGGGUACAUUAUUUUGUCCAUAUUAGUUAAUAUGUGAAGAAUUACUUGUAUUCAAGAGGUGUUAGAUUGGUUAGAUGCACAAACGCAUCACAUGUGACAUCAUAGAUCCAUGACUGGAGAUGCACCAUUUGUCUCGUGCAGGAUUAGGUGUAAAGUUUGGAAGUCAUGUUCAGUACUGAUUAUUAGUUUUGUCAUUAAGUGGUACACACUGGAAACAUCUCUCCCUUAACGUACAAAUUUGUUCCUGGGUCGCGUCAAAAUAUUAUGUCAGUUUAAACAAUUGAGUGCCCAGUGGUCUAUGCUGGACUUGGCUGUGCAGCGUUGCAUCCCUUAGUCAUGCAGGAUCCACUGGUCAUUGGUUUGAAUCCAGAAUUAUAUCCAUACGGAUUCAUAUCAGUGGUAAACUGUCAUUUUCAUCCAUCCUCCAACGUCAUGCUAACAGCGUGAUGGAACUAAACGACUAUUCCACGUGGCGUGAAACCCAAAUCACUCAGGCAUUGACUGUAUGUGUGGUACCUCCAUCACUGUUUUUUCAAUGUGGGAAAAAAGUGUGUUAUGAUUUUCUGUUUUGUAAGCACUUUCUGUGGUUGACAGACAUGAUAAGGAACUUUUUUGCUUGUAGAAGGUAUUUUUUACGAUAAUUGAAAGAGUUUUGGUGUUUUGUGUAGAGAUUUUGGAUGUACCGAUAUGAUUUGAUUUAGGGAAUAUGUUCUGUCAAGAAGUGUGCCAGUUGAACGAAGUAUUUGUUACAUCCUAUUUGAAUAGGUAUCACCAUGGUUACGUACAGUUAAUUGUGAAUAGAUGUGUGUGUACUCGUGUGUGUCUACUAAAAGCUUGUAUUGUGUCCUGAAUGAAUGAUAGUCGUUUGUGUAAUGGUGGUUUUAUUAUUGAUGUAUUUCCAUGGAAACGUGUAAUGUAUGUUUCUGUUCAUGGUGUAGCUUCCUGAUAUAUAUUUUGUGAUAUGUACAUAGAUAUUUACUAUAUUUCAUAAAUGUAUAAAUGUUUUCUUUUGUAAAAAGGAUGAGACUGUUGAUUUGAAAAUAAAUAAUGAAA
Molecule: messenger RNA, 4824 nt
Organism: Haliotis rufescens (red abalone)
Lineage: Eukaryota; Metazoa; Mollusca; Gastropoda; Lepetellida; Haliotidae
Product: phosphatidylserine decarboxylase proenzyme, mitochondrial-like
Exons: 5
Coding region: 269-1627 (452 amino acids)
Biological process (GO): phosphatidylethanolamine biosynthetic process
Cellular component (GO): mitochondrion
Molecular function (GO): phosphatidylserine decarboxylase activity
Source: RefSeq, a predicted model, not a curated record